GGACCAGAUGGCCUUGAAGGGUCCCUUCCAACUCAAUUCCAUGAUUCCAUGAAGAGGAGAACCCCAGGCUGCCUGGGACAAGGCAGUGGCCUCACCACUGGGCUGCACUCCUUGAGGCAGGGAUGGACAGACAGCACCGGGUGAUGCAUUUACAGCUGUUCUUCCCAUCAUCCAGUGAAAUCCCAUAAAAUUAAACCAGGCUCCGCCCCAGCUUCCAGGCCUUGUGACUGCACUCCUGUAAGAGGGUCACUCCCGACUGACAAAGAGCAAGCCACUAAAUGUCAAAUCCAGUGGAUCUGAUUCUGUUCCUCUUUAUACUGUCACAGCCCAAUGAUGACACACUUUAAUUACUCACAUUUAAAUGCCAAAUUACUCACCAUUACUCAUGGUGCUUUCUCUCCUUCCCUGAAAUAAAUCUAACGUCUACUCUCCCCUUCACAACAAGCCUGGUCCUGCUGCUGGUACCAACGUGGAGAGCAGUGGGGCAAUUGGAAGAUGUUGCAGUAGGAGAUAACUUACACUUAAUAAAUGGCUUUUUGUGGAAGAUGCUCCUGCUCUCAGCUGCUCUUUUAUCUCCCCCAGAAGCACAGCUUUGAUGCUGGAGGCAAUGAGGGCACCAGCAGAUACAAGCUGCACCUGAGACACUCUGCUCUUCAGAGACAAUUUACGGCUACGAAAGCUUAGCAGGAAGCCCAGGUGAGCAGAAAACAGAAUGCUGCCAGCCAUGGGCUCUUCAUUCCCAAAGUGGUUCCUGAAAAAGCUAAGAUAAAGCCCAACCAUGUUAACUACCUUCAGAGCAAGCAGCAAGGCAUUUAUGGGGUGCUAGAAUAGGUGACUGAUGACAGCACUAAUGAACAGAACAGGUAGAACCUUCUUACUGACUUGCUCCAGCUUUUUGGAAGUCUUCUGUGAAUAGUACCACCCCAUAAUAAGUUGUUGCACUCAGAUAAUGCAAGAAUGUGCGCAACAGAAACAUUUAAGUGACAACUACAGGGCAGUUGGUAGCAGCUCUGCAGAGUUGUCUUCUCCAGCUAUUUAUCCAAGGAGGAAUUGGGCUGAUUUUGGGUGGAGCUGUGUGGAGCCAGGAGUUGGACUCCAUGUUCCUUAUGGACAGCCCCUUCCAACUUGAGAUAUUCUAUAACUAUACAAAGAAUGAUACUGAAUUGCUCUCAAAAGAUGAACCCCUCUCAUCUCCAAGGGCUUCUGCUUAUGUGCUGCUGCUGUUAGCCAUGCAUCACAGCAUUAGACUGAUGAGAGCAUUAGUAGCACAGCUGUAAUGCCACCAGAGGAACACCACAGCCACCACAAUGCUCCCAUUUCCCAGUCUGAGCACAGCAAUAGCAUUCAUUGGCUGGGGUUGGGCAACAGUCCUGCAGUGCAAUCUGCAACCACCAGGCAGCCCUAAGGGGGACACUGCAGUUUUAGCCAUCACAAACUGGUCCAAGCCAGCUCUACCAUCCCCUGUAACUGAAGUGCAACCUCAGAGUCCCCUCCCUGCUCUAUCCCCUGUGUAACACACAUCAACCCACUCAAGGCUGAACUUCAUAGAAUCACAGAAUCAUUGGGAUGAGAGGAAUUUAACAUCUGCAAACCACAGGGGAAAGGCAAGUCCUGAAAAUGCCAUAGAACCAGCCCAGCAGGCUGCACCGAGGAGGAGAGGAUGCUCAUCAGCCACAUACACUGCUCUGCAGCCAUAAGAUGCAAACCUCAUCCUUCACAGCCUUAGGGCAGUGAGAAGGGCCUGACAGCACCACCUGAAGCUGUUCUGCAGGGGCUGAGGCUGCCAUGGCAGGGAGGUGCUGCAGGACCAGCUGUGCCCUAUUGCACUUGAUGAAGCAGGUGGGAGAAGCUAAGGGCCUGCUGCACUUGCUCACUAAAAAGCUGCAGCAAAAGGUGAGGCUUUAUCUUUGCACACUCUGCCUUCUCAGCUCUGACUCCCUGCUCAUCCACAGCCCUGCAGAGGGGCUCAGGCCGUGCCUGUAUCCUGAUGGGGAGCACCAGGCAGAACCCCAAUUCCUCCAGCACGUCCCUAGGGUGAAGCUGUACCUCAAUGAACUGCACCUGCUCUGGGGCUAUCCCACUAUAAAGCUGCGAGCGCUGGACGGCAGCAGGUUUUGCACGCAUGGAGGACGUCUCGCCCCUGGAGCAGUACUUGGAGCACUGCGGCAGACAGGAUGACCUCUCAGCCAGUCCCCAGGUGUUUAAUCCUAUGAGCCCCUAUGACGUGGACCUUCCAAUUCAAGUAGCUGGAGAUGUAUCGUUUGGUUCCCAGUUUAACCAGCCCAAAGAGCUUCCUGCAGACUUCUCCUCUGUGGACCUCAGCUUUCUCCCAGAUAUUACCCAAGAUAACAAAGAACAAAAUCCUUCUGAAGAUGGUCAUGAAAUGCAAGGAGGCCUUGAUGGAUCGGUACCAAGAAAUGAGGAUGGUGGAGUCUUCAUGGAGGAAAGCAGCUCGUCAUACCCAGAUGUGAUCCAGCCAAGCCCUGGAGAACCUGGUGUGUGUCCUCCCCUGACACCAAUGACUCCUAUGACCCCAGUGACACCUGCAUCAGAGAGCUCUGGCAUAGUUCCUCAGUUACAGAAUAUAGUGUCCACUGUAAACUUGGCUUGUAAACUAGAUCUGAAGAACAUAGCUCUGCAUGCCAGAAAUGCAGAGUAUAACCCAAAGAGGUUUGCGGCUGUGAUCAUGAGGAUCAGGGAACCACGAACAACGGCCCUUAUCUUCAGUUCAGGAAAAAUGGUCUGCACAGGAGCCAAAAGCGAAGAGCAGUCACGGCUCGCAGCAAGGAAGUAUGCCCGUGUGGUGCAGAAGCUGGGGUUCCCUGCCAAGUUCCUGGACUUCAAGAUCCAGAACAUGGUGGGCAGCUGUGACGUGAGGUUCCCCAUCCGGCUGGAAGGGCUGGUUCUCACCCACCAGCAGUUCAGCAGCUAUGAACCUGAACUGUUUCCUGGCCUUAUUUAUAGGAUGGUCAAACCAAGGAUAGUGUUGCUUAUCUUUGUGUCUGGAAAAGUUGUUCUGACUGGAGCAAAAGAGCGUUCUGAAAUCUAUGAGGCGUUUGAGAACAUCUAUCCCAUUCUUAGAGGUUUCAAGAAAGCAUCGUAAUGCAGCCUGUAAAGUAGACAGGAAUAACGUAUGGGUUUAUUUUGCUAGGCAUGGAACAGAAGCCAAGGCUGUUCCUGGACCCAAAUGUAUAGAUGUGGACAAUGAAAAUGACAUUACUGUGAAUGCUAUAAAUGCUGAUCCCUUCCUAUAGUUUAUGAAAUGUUUUUUGCUUGCACAUCUGCUGUCUGUAAUUCACUUGUAACUCAAGGAGAGAAAUUUAGCAAACAAAUGUACUUUUAAUAGUAUGCAUAAUAAGACUGCACUUACCUUGUAGUUGAAACCUUGUGUUUUUUCCCAGCUGAACAGGUGAAUUGACACUGCACUUCAAAUUAGCUCCCUCAAAAUCCUCAGCUUGAAGUACUGGAACCUAGCUCCUGCAAUGCUGUAUUUUCAUGUUCAUUCACAGUCAAACUCAAAAUACUUUUUUCUAUAAUAUGGCUUAUGAAGUCCAGCAUGACUUUAUUUCAGUGUUUUGAAGACAGUGACUGCAGAGGACACUUGACUCCCUCUGAUAACUCAAGUUGGAUCAACUGUUGUGUAAUGGUGCUGGUGCUCCCUUAGCAGAGCAGAUAUUCAAGGGCAGCACUGGAACACAUGCAGAGAGGGUCUAGCUAAGCAAACUGAUUAACUUGUCAUGCCAUGGGUUUUAACAAAAUGGUACCUGCUUGCAUUAUCAAAGUCCUUAUCAGACGAUGAUUGAUUAGGAAUAGCCUUUAAAGUGGGCUUGAGGAGAAUACAAGAAUGGAUGCUCAGGGCUUUCCUGAGUUAUUUAACUGGAGUUCAGAUAACAGCAAUGCAUGAAAGCAUUUGGUAAUUUUGCAGCUGAAGCUGUGGGGCUCUUGCACCUUCCUCAGCUCAAGGCCUUCUUUGUUAGAGGUGUCUCUCUCAGACAGGUAACAUGAUUAGGAAGAGUGUAGAGAUUAUCCCUGUACUGUUCAGGUACCUGCUAUGAUUCUCUAGAAGCAAAGGUGUUUUUUCUCUUCCUGAAACAGAGUUCUGGUGCUGCUGGGCCUUGUCUCCUCCCCUUGUUUUCUGCUGAAGAUGGGACAGAUCUGUCAGGAAGCUCCAUGAACCGCUAGAGGUUGCUAUUUGAUGAUUUAAGUGUAACCCAAGCUAAAAGCUGCCUGUACUCCUCCAUAGAAAAAAUAGUGUUGGCAAUGGUUUAAUACAGAACAGGGUAAUGGUCGUGUUUUUCUGCCACCAGUUUAUUUCUGACUUGGUGAAGCUGCGACUUCAAUGUGUCUGCAGUCUCUCACAAGUACUUUUAUCACUUUGCUCCUCUGGAAAAAAAGCUUGGAAAACUUCAUACGCUUCCUUACGAUAAACUGGUCUUAACUGUCUUAUCAGCUGCUUUGUCGCAAGCAAACCGUGGAUUUCCACACUCAAAUCUAUUCUAAACAGAGACUUACUUUUCUGUUUGUUUUCUAACACUGCAGACUUUCCACUGCAAUGGGCUGAACUUCUGUUUGCGCUGUGGCUGUAAAAGCUGAUAAGGCUUGAUUUACCAGAAUCCCUGUAAGUGAAAAGCAACAACCUGUUCUUAUUGGUGUUUGGAGACUGCUUAUCUGAGAUGAGCCUUCUUCAGGAAAGAAAACUGUUUUUUCAUUAAGAGUGAGCCGCAUAAUUUCACCAGUAAAAUCAAUGCUCUUUUAAAGAGUGUGGAAAAAGCUUGAUGAUAAGAGAGGGGCUCUGUGUCUUCUCAGAGCUGCUGAUAACCUUACGUUUGCUAUGGUAACAUGUCUUAAAAACAAGUAUUGUGGUUCUCCUUCAGUUUGAAAUGGUUUCAGGCGAGAAAAGGGGAGAUUUAGACUGGAUAUAAGGGAGAAGCUUUCUAGAAUAAGGGCGGCGAGGCACUGGGUGCCCGGAGUAGCGGUGGAUGUCCCUGCAGGCUCCAAGCUCAGGGGUGGGCUCUGAGCACCUGAUGGAGCUGCGGGUGCCCCUGUGCACUGCAGGGAGUGGGACCACAUGGCCUUUAAGGGUCCCUUCCAACGCAUACAAUUCCAUGAUUUUGUGAUUUUUUUUUUUUAACUGGGGCGUUAUUUUGUGGAAGAACGCCACUGAGCCCCCGAGU
Numida meleagris (helmeted guineafowl) is the source of this 5174-nucleotide messenger RNA. It is a transcript of the gene TBPL2, whose product is annotated as TATA-box binding protein like 2. Lineage: Eukaryota; Metazoa; Chordata; Aves; Galliformes; Numididae. The record is from RefSeq and is a predicted model, not a curated record. Gene Ontology annotation, molecular function: RNA polymerase II general transcription initiation factor activity; DNA binding. Gene Ontology annotation, biological process: DNA-templated transcription initiation. The coding region runs from base 2123 to 3103 and encodes 326 amino acids. The transcript has 8 exons.